This is a messenger RNA of Opisthorchis viverrini, 6022 nucleotides long. RefSeq lists its product as hypothetical. Gene Ontology annotation, biological process: N-terminal protein amino acid methylation. Gene Ontology annotation, molecular function: N-terminal protein N-methyltransferase activity. Gene Ontology annotation, cellular component: cytoplasm. The record is from RefSeq and is a predicted model, not a curated record. Lineage: Eukaryota; Metazoa; Platyhelminthes; Trematoda; Opisthorchiida; Opisthorchiidae. The coding region runs from base 423 to 5837 and encodes 1804 amino acids. The transcript has 21 exons.
AUAUUACAAUUGACAAUUGCUGUUUAACGCAACUGAAACUCGGCUGUUUGCACGUCUAUCAUACGACCCUACGUGUGCCCACCCUCUCUCUCUCUAUUACAGAUACCAUGGACGAGUAACCACGAGCCGCGGACAGCAGGGAAUAGACCGCUUUUACACGCCUCCGAGUGGCCUUGACAUACUUUUGUACCCCGCUGGACUAGUGCCCUUGGUUUCGGUUUCAAUAUAUGCCCGUUGUUGCUUCGCUCUUGCGUCAUCCAAUCUGUGCGAGUGUGUGCUCUAUAUGCCUUGUGGCUGCAAUAAUACAAAUUUCCAUACUUGCACAUUUCAGAACCGGCGUGUACCAUCGCCACAUCCUCGCGAACGUCGAAUACUUCUGACAUCCUGACAUCCCACGCUACAGUGCCACAGUUAUUGGGACUAUGGAGCAUUCGUACAAACAGGUUCAUCAAAUCACAUGCGGGACGGUAGAAAGUAUCCCUCGCCGUAAUCUUAUCGACUCUUGUAUACAUGGCUAUAUUGCUUGUGGCGUCUCAACCGGUGUUCUGCUGUUCAAUGUACAGCGUUACCUCAAAGCUACCGGUUCGUGUACAUUAAGGAAAGACAAGGCUCUGCCAGAACACGAUGCGGACUGUCGAAUCACUUGCACGGAUCCAGUGCAUUGGGUCGCCUUCAACAGUGGCGGUCUGGUUUUGGCUGUUGUUACAUCCAACGAAGUACAAGGCACUUUUGUCCAUUUAGUCGAUCUCGUGGAGCUUUUACGGGUUGGCUCCACGCAACUUUCUUCAAUCAGUCGUUCAGUUCGAGUCUGUGGUGGAGAGCCCUCAACCGCAACGGGACAGCCGGGUUGGGAGAUUAGAGAUUUUGCCUGGAGUCCAGCAUCACCGGAUACAUUUGUACUUAUCCUCAAGUGCGGGGUUGUUCGAUUAAUAUCCGCAUCACCUGACAGGUCGUCUGAGUCAGUAACAGUAAUUGGUCAUUUACAGUGCGAUGUGGACGCCCAGUGUCUUUCAUGGAGUGGAAAAGGCAAGCAGUUGGCAGUUUGUCUGAAUGGUAUUCUUCCAACUGCUAACGGCACUGUCCAAGGCCCGCUCAUUCUUCAAACAGACCCGCAGCUUCGACUCAAGCGCACAGUAGCUCUAGAUUCUGUGCUGCCGCAGUUUUCAGAUGCAGGUACAACUCCUCAGCCUUUGGAUUUACUCUGGAUUUCUCCUUCCUGCUUCAUUCUUGGUCUACAGUGUGGUUCCAGUUUGCGAGCGGUCCUGGUCAGUGCUCCAACCAAAUCAACCGUGGUCACCCAUACUGAAUUGGUCGAACUAUGUGGCAUUACAACCUCUCCCCAUCGCCAGUAUUACUUCCGCGCUGUGAACAGUCACUACUUUUUGGCGACUCAUUCAGCGGGUGAAGAAGUCUUGCUGUACCACCUACCAGCUCAGUCUAGCACUGUCGUGUCUGGAGAAGAACCACCACCACCACCCACCGGUUUACUCAGUAUUGAACUCCCUCCAGAUGGUUCCCCGAUCGGUUUGAGUUUGGGCUUCCACUGCGAGUCCGGUAGGCCACAGCCAUAUGCCAUCGUGAGACUUACGAACGGGAACCUUAGUCCGUUUUUGCUUCAUAUACCCACCAUAUUGGAAUCUCUGCAACCCACCUUACCCAAGCCGAUUCACUUGCCCGCGCCACCACCAACAGUAUGUGCCCCGGUCAACCUCUGCGUUUCAAAGCCCGAUAGUUCAGAUGGAAUAUUACUUCGAGAUUCCGCCUCUCCCUUAUCCGUACCAACUGCAACUACUCCUUUGCUGCCUCCUAUCACGAAUGGAUUAUUCUUGGGCCUCAUACCACAAACCGGUCAACAUUCGUCUACUAUUAAAGCGCCAACUCAGACCCCUUCGAAAGAUAUCUCAACUCACACUUCACAAUCAGUCACUUCACCGUUUGCGGACAGGACACGACCUCCUUAUUCGGAACGACAUCCACAGGUCGCCGACACGAAUGUUUUAGCCCGAACUCAUUCAAGUCACCUGAAGUCAUCAUCCCAAGACCGGGUUGCACGUUUGCCGCACUCUGUGGAAAUCGCAGCCAUACAGUUCACCACAGCUUUGUUGGCUGAAGCUGAAGCUGGACGUGCUGCUUGGCGUGAAUUGUUUGACUUAAUGAAGCGUGGAUCGCAUGUCGAAUCCAAACAAGAAUCUUCUACUGGGGUUGACGUGAUCGAAGCUCGACUGUACGACGUUAACGUGUUCAUGAAAGCAAUAGACGAGGUACUGAAUGAAGUCCAUACCAGUGCAAAAGAUCGCAGACAGGAGUUUCUGAACGCACAAAUCUAUGCUGAGAAGGUCCGGCAGGCAUUUCGUCUAUGUGCUAGUGAAGCAUUUAUUCCCUCAUUGACCAGCCAGCUCGAUCCGGAGGCUUCUCGUUUAUUGGAACGCUUGAAGCGUCGGUCGCACCUGGCUGAGACUAGCCUAUUUGAUUUGGAGGCUCAGCUGGAGGCUUUGUCAGCCGAAAUAGAAAACUGUGUGGGAGCCAAGCGUUCUGUGGCAAAAAUGUUCACAGAAGUUGACUCAGCAGAAGACAGGUCCCUUUCACAUAAAAAGGUUCUUGAAACCCUGGGCAUCACUGAGCGUCUUAUUCGCGCCGAACGUGCCCGUGUCGAAUACCUGGUGGGGAGUUUGCAACGCCUUCGGUUGACUGCUGCGUUCGAUGGAUCGGGAGUAUUGUCUCCCUUGGCUCGCAGUGGAACUCCAAGCUCAUCGGGGAAAUAUCGCGGGACCCAUUCGAAAUCUGGUCGAGGGACUGAUGACUCAAUCCCCAGUCCAGCUUACCAGUCUUUGAUUCAACGUGAUCGAGCCCUGUAUAGGUUAUUUUCCAGCCAUACUCUUUCUGUGGUUGAUGCUCCCAUCGCUCUCCUAACAAUCGAUGCAGAUACCGACGAUGAUCAGUUGAUAUCGGAGUCAGCAGAGCCUGCGUUGCCUUCUUCCCUAGUUGUACAAGGUCAACAGAGAAAGUUAGAACAGCUGGUCGGUUUCUCAGGCGAAGCUGCGUCAACAAAUAGUCCACCACCAAGAGACCCAGACCCGCUCACUCAAAAACAUCCGGAUCCUAUUGUCUUUUCGGCCAAUGUGCGUCCUUGUGUAACCACUUCCACCCCACCAUUGCCUCGCAUUCAUCUGGUCUCCUCUCCCCAGACUGAGUCCUCUUCCUCCACGAAAUUGGUUUCUGCCUCACCGACUGUCCAUCAAACGCCAGCGCCUUCUUCCACAUCUGUGAACAAUUCUCAGGUGGCGGAGAUACCUCCAACCUCAUCCCAGUCUCCUUCCACAGGGUUGUUUGCCCUUGGCCAAAAGUCCACCUUGGCCACGUCACCAGUGAUAGUCGAUCAAAAAUCCGGCUCUCCAGCGACUACCCAACGCAUUCACAAUUCGGCAUCGACGAUCGUGAGUCCUACGAUGUCAACCGCUGCAACAGCGACAACAGCAUCCAUGGGAAUAUUUGGAAGACCGCUUGUAUCAUCCGGUCCAGUGUGGACUGGUUCACCACCUCAGUCAACUACAAGCACUUCUGCGUCUCUAGUUUCUGCAGCAAAACACGUGUUUAGCUUUGGAUCUUUCGGACAAACUGUUACCACAACCGCCAUGCCUACUGCGAACACCACUAGUGGUAUUUUCGCCAGUCCGUUUGGAGGUUUGUUCAGUUCGUCGGCCGCUCACUCUGCAAAAACAACGUCAGUUCCUCGGUUACCCUCACUGUUCGGGGCUCCAGUCUUUUCGGGCGGCACCUCGAACUUUUUUGGAAGUCUCAGUACUACGACGGCCCCCAGCACAACUUCUGUGACUACUGGACCAGCACCACCGACUACAACUCAAGUGAGUGGUGGUGGCCUCUUUGGUUCAGCUAUAUCUUCUCAACCGUUGGGCAGUGGUGGCAGUGGCCUGUUUGGCUCGUUGCUCAGCACGGCAGUGGCUACGAAACCAUCGGCUCUCGUGACGCCGUCGUCGACUACCACCUCAGUAACUACCAGAGCUAGUGGUUUAUUUGGUCCCACCGCGGCUCUUGCCACGCCUGCCACUUCCUCAAUAACGACCACCAUAACCACGGGUGGUGGCCUUUUUCAGUUCAAUCAGGCCAACUGUCCGGCUGGGUUAUUUGGUGUUAUCACUGGAACGGCUAGCACAAGAACUGCUUCCGCCACUCUACCAAAAGAUGUCAGCUGCUUGUUUUCCGGCUCCGCCUUUGAACUAGGCUUACCCGCUCCAACAACUCAGAACUCUGUCCAAAAUGCGUUUGAUCGCCCCACUGGCUCUCCAUUGGUAUUUGGCGGUGGUCAAAAUGGUUUGUUCGGCACCGCAACUCCGCAGUCCGGGAGCGGUUCGUUUGGGGCUCCUGCUUUCUGUGUAGCUACGUCUCCAACUACGGCUACAACGACAGGUUCCAGUUUGUUCGGCCCCACAACCGGUAGUGGUUUAUUUGGCAGUGUUCAGCUCAGUCCGUCAUCAUCGCCCUCCGCGGGUGCAUUUGGAGCUCGCCCGGUGUUUGGACAAUCUGCCUUUGGCUCCUCCGGUCAAACUGUCCUUGGUGGCGCAACCGCGUUUGGUUCCGCGGGUCUUUUUGGUGCAACCGCUGUCAUCAGCCCAUCAUCUGUAAACCCUCCCGGCAUGUUGUUUGGAGCGAAUACCGCAGCAGCUGCGACGGUUGGUGGAGGUCUUUUUGCUGCCUUGGCAGCGAAGUCAGAGAGUCCAUCGUUUGGAAACUUGGCAAUGGGUUCACCGCCACCUGCUGCUGCACCAGCUUCGCCUUUCGUCCGGACGGCGGGAACGUGUUUUCUUCGCAGCGUGGCCUGCUACACGUGUUUCAUAAUUGUCCGUGGACUUGUGGAGAGGUUGACUCCCUGCGCGCUCGCGAGUCUGUGUGUGCUGACUGUGUUCGGUUUCCCUAUAUGUAGGUCCGUUUGCGCGUACGCCUCAGCCUCGGUUGCCUCCAAUCAAGAAGGUCCGUCGCAGACGGGGGUUGAAAAUGCGGCGUGGUCCUCCACUGUAAAGGAUAUUGCUUUUUCCCGCCGGAGAAGUCAACGUAAAAGUACUAGCUCGCGUUCUUCUAACAGCGAUGUUACACCCGAACCGCCAUUCAGUCCCACAGAUCCUCCGGCCACCUUCUACUCCAGGGCUAAAGAGUAUUGGGCCAACGUGUCUCCCACCAUCGAUGGUAUGCUUGGUGGUUACUCAUCCUUGAAUGUGCCGGAUAUUGAGGAUUCGCACGCAUUUCUAGAUGAUUACGGCCCUAACACAACGGCAUACGCUUUGGAUUGUGGUAGCGGAAUCGGACGUGUUACCAAACAGCUCUUAUUACCACGAUUCAACUCUGUGGAUAUGGCUGAGCUAACUCAGGCAUUUCUGGACCAAAGUGAGACGUAUAUCGGUGCGGAGGACUUUACGCGCGUCGGUGAACGCUUCUGUACUGGAUUACAGGAUUUUAUUCCACCCCGAGGACGUUAUGAUCUCGUUUGGAUUCAGUGGGUUCUGGGGCACUUGUCGGAUGUCGCCUUGGUCGGUUUCCUUCAACGGUGCGCCCAAGCGCUCUCAGGCAAUGGUAUUAUAGUCGUGAAAGAGAAUGUGACUUCAACCGACCCGACGAAUCCGGAUUCAGAAGAAAGCGAAGCAAAUUUUGAUGACAUCGACAGCAGUUUUACCCGGUCCCGCACUGCUUUUCUCGCAAUUUUUGAAAAGGCUGACUUGAUUGUAAUUGGUGAACGCCUGCAAACCAAUUUCCCGAAAUCAAUCUAUCCUGUGCGCAUGUUUGCACUGCGUACCCGCACACCCCCGUCGCCCAUAACUUCCAAGUGAACCCUUUAACGUGACUGUCCACCUCCUCACUCUGUUCAUAAUUCUCACAAUGCUGUGUUUUGCUGAUAACAUUCCUUUUUAUUCUCAUACUCGCGAUAUUGUAUUCGCUCAGAAUCUAUCGUUACUCGCCGAAGAACACUAUUUUUGGGAUCGCUGCCAAUCCAGCCUACAAGUGAAUAAUAACC